AUGAGUACAAACGGUACAGAAGUGAGCCUCUCCAACGAUCUACCCCGACUCCUGAAAUGCUCCGUUGGCGUGGUCGUCACCUUUGGCAUUAUUUUUGCAAAUCUAAUCAUCAUUAUUGCUCUGCUACACUCUAGGAAGUACCUCUCCAGACAAACCCGAAUUUUCCUCCUUAAUGUCGCUCUAGUCGACUUUCUCACCGGGCUUUGUAUUGUACCCCCGCUCACCGUGGUGGAGAUAUCCAACAAUGCCAACUCCUACGCCAAGUUCUUUUACCUCUAUUGGCUCACAGUUGGAGGAUUAUUGGUUAAUGCUCGUGUUCUUGCACUCGUAGUUGUGGCGUUGGACAGGUAUCUUGCCAUCUGCCAUCCCAUACGCUAUCCAGAUCUACUUGCUUUCUCACGAGCUCGAUUAAGUCUAAUGCUGUCGUGGGGCCUGGCUUUUGCUAUGGCUCUGCCUCAGCUAGUCGUCUUCUCAACCGAACUUGUCCAACAACCACAAAAUACAACGGAGAUAACACACCAGCCUCAUGAUUGGACCUACACUACCUCUCCUGUGCUCCGUGGAAUACUUGUAUUCAUGUUUUUCCUCCGCUUUGUUUUCCCUCUUACGUUAAUGCUUGUGAUAAGCAUUCUGGCCUUUCGAGUCGCCAUUGAAUCCAAUGAAGGAUUUCGAAAUGGCGUCUUGAAAGUCAAGGAGCCGGAUGUUCAAAGUAAUAAUGAGGAAAAGCCACCCAAAAGCUCUAAUCACCCACACCGGCGCCACGGCUUAGCGCCUAAUAAGAUUACUUUAAUGCGGAUUCACCGAGGAAAUUAUAUGGCGGAGGGUACAAAGGAUUUAUUUGCCCAGCUUCCAGGUACACACAGGUCGUUGAGUCGACGUACUGCCCUCCUACCCAACGUAAGUCUUGGUGGAUCUCAUUCCUCAGGGCACCCCUUUGAUCCCAGUCGGUCAUUAUCACGGACUACCAGUGCACCUACUCACUCAAAAGUUCAGGAGACGUCCAGAGAAAAUACCUCUGGUACGAGUACUGCGCGUAAAGCAGCCAACUCGGAUGUAUCCUUAAAUCCUGACAGUGAAAGGACAGGAGAAAGUGAGAACACUAGCACGGAGUCCCAAUCCAAUCAGAGAGUCGCGUGGUGGCGAUCAACACGAUCACACACUCCCAGUUUUGGAUUUAAAUUUCCCCAUAAAAAGUUAAAAGGCCUCGGUUCAAUGAUUCCCCUUACAACGCUCCUCGUUGCGCUCCUCAUUUUCAGCCUUCCAUACCAAAUUCUACGGGUGUUAAAGGCCCUGUGGUUUCCACUGGACCUGCCAAACGAAGUGUUUGCACACCUCUUUUGGCUGGCCUGUACCAAUGCCCUCAUUAAUCCUGUGAUAUUGACAUUCUGGUCCUCGGCAUGUCGAGCUAAGGUCCUUCACCUCAUCUCCUGUGGUCGAUUCCGUCACAAUCAGGCGGCUAUCAAGAGGCUGAUAAUUGCCAGCUUUGGAACUGCCAAUCUGCCUUAUGGACGGCAAGUGCAUCCACAGAUGCUAAAAAUGACAACCAAAGUCAAAUUUAAUGGACCAAUUGAGCAUCUUCUCGGAGCAUUCGUGAUCAUUCAAUCACCUUUCUGUGUGUUGCACGACUACUACGGAGCUACGGAGGUCAAUUGGAAACAGAAAAGUUUGGAAAAUUUUUCAGAGCUUGUAAACUGA
Molecule: messenger RNA, 1695 nt
Organism: Echinococcus granulosus
Lineage: Eukaryota; Metazoa; Platyhelminthes; Cestoda; Cyclophyllidea; Taeniidae
Product: Alpha-1A adrenergic receptor
Exons: 3
Coding region: 1-1695 (564 amino acids)
Biological process (GO): adenylate cyclase-activating adrenergic receptor signaling pathway
Cellular component (GO): membrane
Molecular function (GO): G protein-coupled receptor activity
Source: RefSeq, a predicted model, not a curated record